AUGUCUGUUUCACCCAAAUCUCCUGUGUCGGACAUUUUCGACCCCGUUCCCACCCCUUCAUCGUCGGAGCUUAACCAUAAGCAGACUCCACCUAUUUCCCCCAUCAACGUGAAGUAUUAUAAUGAUUAUCUCACAAAACCACAAUUCAACUUUCUUUUGGUCAAUUGCUCGGUCAACUUGCUUAGAAUGUUGUAUCCAGAGUUGGACUUUCAAAAGUCAAAGUUGAGAUUCUUCAUUGUUGAAAUUCUUAGAAGAUCCAAAACAUCAGUUCAAAGUUUGCAAUUGACUUGUUUCUAUCUCCUGAAGAUUUUGAAAAAAUCAGAAAGGGUUCUUCCUCAAUGCCCAAAGAAAUUCUUCUUGGGAUUACUUAUCAUUGCUUCCAAGUUCAAUCAGGAUUUGAACUACCUGUUCAAGUCGUGGCUCAAGAUCUGUGGUUGCAAUGGUCAGUCUUCGACAUCAGAUUUCAACUUGAAAGUACUUAAGCAAGUCGAAGUACAAUGUCUUCAACUCCUCGAUUACAAUUGUUACAUCAACGGCUUACAGUAUGAGAAUUGGUGUAACAUUCUCGCUAUUUUUGGCUAUGACUUUAUCAGAUGUCACAAGUGUCUUACCCAAGAGUUGAUUUGGGAAGCGCAGCCUGAGAUCGUAGAGUCCAGAUUGCAGAAAUGGAAACUUUUUCUUUCCAAGUUGAAUUUUGAAGCAUUGCUUGCUGCCGAAGUUCAUUUUUCCGACUAUUACGUCGCUCAAAUUGGUAAGAAGGUGGUUUUAUCAGAAGAAGAUGUGCCAACUUUGUUCUCACAGACUGGAUCUAAGAGACAAUGUGGUGACGCAUUUGAGUUUGAGUCUAAGAGAUAUAAAGUCAGUUACCAUAGUGUUAACUAG
Meyerozyma guilliermondii ATCC 6260 is the source of this 882-nucleotide messenger RNA. RefSeq names its product Pcl5p (gene PCL5). Gene Ontology annotation, biological process: regulation of cyclin-dependent protein serine/threonine kinase activity. The coding region runs from base 1 to 882 and encodes 293 amino acids. The transcript has a single exon. Lineage: Eukaryota; Fungi; Ascomycota; Pichiomycetes; Serinales; Debaryomycetaceae. The record is from RefSeq and is a predicted model, not a curated record. Gene Ontology annotation, molecular function: cyclin-dependent protein serine/threonine kinase regulator activity; protein kinase binding. Gene Ontology annotation, cellular component: nucleus; cyclin-dependent protein kinase holoenzyme complex.